Messenger RNA from Aureobasidium pullulans EXF-150, 1483 nucleotides. RefSeq lists its product as uncharacterized. Lineage: Eukaryota; Fungi; Ascomycota; Dothideomycetes; Dothideales; Saccotheciaceae. The transcript is spliced from 2 exons. The record is from RefSeq and is a predicted model, not a curated record. The coding region runs from base 102 to 1400 and encodes 432 amino acids.
ACAAAGUAGCUGGAGUGCCUCUGGCAAAGACGGUAGAACAGACCGUCAACAAUGGCGCAAAGGCAGCGCCGAAAGCAGCAGAGGGCAACCCUGCCUUUCGCAUGAUGGGCCUCCCCAACAUCAAAGCCAAACUCCCGUCCCGCAAUUGGAUGAUCUUCCUCUCAAUCACAUCCUCCUUCGCUGCAGCGGUCUACUACGACAAACGCGAAACAGCACGUCUCCAAAAACAAUACUGCGAUCUGGUCGCGCCCCUCUCGGAAAAGAUACUCCCUACAACCACAAUGCCCAGAAAAAUGACCAUCUACCUACAAGCACCGCCGGCAGAUGGCUUGCGCAGCGCAAGAGAGCAUUUCUACGAAUAUGUCAAGCCGGUUUUGGUGGCAGGAGCUAUGGACUGGGAUGUCGUUGAGGGAAGAAGAGAGGGUGAUUUGAGGUUUGGAGCCGCAGAGAAGAUUAGAAGAUACAGAAGGAAAGCAGAGGGAGCAGCAGCACAACAAGAAGAUAUCGAGCCGACGAAAGAAGAAAUCGUAGCAGAGCAGAGAGAAAGAGUUGGAUGCGUGGAUGAAGCAGGUGUCAAGGGCGAUUUGAUCAUCGGCAGACAUGCUUGGAAGGAAUAUCUACGCGGCCUUCACGAGGGAUGGCUGGGUCCGUUGAAAGAACCCGUGCAAGUCGAGGAAGUGACAGAGGUCAAACAACACAUCGACGGUGCACCUUCAUUGGGCGAUGCCGCCGUCAAGGCUGCCGCAGACUUGAGCAUCAAAGACACACCACCCACCGCCUCCACCGGCUCUUCCAGCACAACCGACUCCUCCUCCAUCGUCUUCGACUCAAACGCCGCCGACACUUCAAACACAUCCCCCGAAACCCUCCCCGAACCUCCAAAAGAAGAAGAACCCCCGAAACCCAAACUCACAAAACCCGACCCUUACAUCUCCACCUCCGCUUACUCUACCGCAACUCUCCCCUCCUCAACGCCUUCCCAGCUCGGUCCCGCCAUCGCCAUCCCCUUCCCUCAUCUCCUCGGUUUCUGGAACUUCCCCAUCCGCAUCCACCGUUUCCUCACUCGUCGCUACGUGGCCGAGGAAAUCUUCUCGCGCACCGCAGCCGCCGUCUUGUCUUCCCACCGCGCCUACCAAACCACCGAUACGCAAUACCUGCAACACGAAGAAAAAGAAUGGCACAAAAGCGUCAGAAAGCCCAAGGUGGAAGAAGCAGAAGAGGGUGCCUUGAGCACGGAGAAACAAGAGAGAUUGUGGUUGGAUGAUGUGGUUGUGGACGAUCGUAUCACUUCGAAAUUGAGGGUUUUCGAACUACCUGGUGAAGGACGAGUAGUAGAUAUUGGUGAACACACACAAGCACAACAACCUGAAUGGACUUAUCAGGGAGAAAAGAAGGAGUAGAUAGGGAUGAUGAUGAUGAAGCGGAAAGGCGAAAGCGAAGGCUUUUGUAUUGUAUAGUUUAGUUGUACAGAAUGGAUGGAAAU